Messenger RNA from Sarcophilus harrisii (Tasmanian devil), 2490 nucleotides. RefSeq names its product zinc finger protein 526 (gene ZNF526). Gene Ontology annotation, molecular function: DNA-binding transcription factor activity; RNA polymerase II cis-regulatory region sequence-specific DNA binding. NCBI's taxonomy places the organism in Eukaryota, Metazoa, Chordata, Mammalia, Dasyuromorphia, Dasyuridae. The record is from RefSeq and is a predicted model, not a curated record. Gene Ontology annotation, biological process: regulation of transcription by RNA polymerase II.
UGCGCCUCGAGUCCUUUCCCGCUUCUCUCUCCGCCUCGGUCCCGCCCUGGGAGAGGUUCGCGCCUGCGCCUCCCCGAGCUCGUCCGCCCCGCCCCUGAGCGCCUCGCCCCGCCCCUGCCCGCAGCGCCUAUUGGGUCCCGCGGUGCCCAAUGGGAGGCGGCAAUGGUGAGGGGUGCGCUCCCUGUGGCGGCGGCGAUAACGGGAGCGGCGACGGCGGCGGGGCCGGUAAGGGGAGGACGCGGGGCGAGAACAGGCGGCGACGGGCGAGGAAGACCUCGAGUCACGGAGGGAGGAGAACGAAAGAAACGGGGAGACACGAGGAACAAACGAAGGGGGGCGCAAGCCCCACCCUCACCCAGCGGCGGCGUGGAGGAUGAACCAGCAGCCCGGGUAUGGGGGCCCGCCGCGCCACGGGGUGGUUGGCACCCAGCACUUCGGCCUGGGGCUUCUUUUGCCUGGGAGGUCUCCCAGCAGCAGCAGCACGCCCAGUUGGGCCCCUGGGUGCCCAGCCCGGGGCGCCCGGGCGCGGCCACCCUCUGGACUGCUGGGCUGUGCGCCCCAGGCAUUGCUGGCCCACCAGGGCCCCAAACCGCCCCCCGGCCCCUCCAGGGCCAGGUCCGCCACUGUGGCACCAAAGGGCUCUUCCUGUCCCCAGACCUCGGCGGGCCCCGAGCCUGCCCUGCCCCCGGGCCGCCGCCCCCUAAGGGGCCCCGGACCCCCGAAUGCCCCGGUGCGCUGGACACCCCAGAGGAGUUUUUAGAGCACCAGGGCACGCACUUUGCCUCCCUGGAGAAGGAGGAGGCAGAUGGAGGAGAGGAUGAGGAGGGACCCUGCACAGAGGGACCUGUAGCGGAGGAUGAAGGAGCCUCCCAUGGCCGCCAGUGCAUUGAAGGCCAGGGCCCCUGGGUCCCAGGGGAGGGGCUGCGGAGGCCCCGGGGGGCUGCCUGGAAUCCAUCGCGGCAGUCCAGCGGGUUUAGCUCUGCCAACCGUCUCCUGGCUCAGGCCCGUUUCCCAUGUUGGGCAUACGGUGCCCGCCUUCCAAAGUCUUUCAAGAAAGCCACGUCCCUGGAGCAGCACCUCCGGCUGCACGGGGAGGCCCGUUACUUGUGUGUGGACUGCGGCCGAGGCUUUGGGACAGAGCUCACGUUGGUUGCCCACCGCCGGGCACACACAGCCAAUCCCCUGCCCGCGCCCUGUGGCAAGAUUUCCAAUAGACAAAAUUCCUACCACCGGCGGACCCACGGGGAAAGGGGGUCCCCCGCCCCUCCCCCCCCCCCCCCUGGUCCCGUGGCCUUUCCCCGCCCACACCCACCAAGGUUUUUCCUCGCAGCCCUGGCGGCACCCGGGGCCCGGCACUCCCCAGCGGGGCGGCACCGCUGUGGGGUCUGCGGGAAGGGCUUUAAGAAGUUGGCCGCCGGGGCCCAUCUGCGACCCCAUGGGGGGCCCUUCCUUCACGCCUGGGAAAGACCUUCCCCGCUGCCCCUCAGCCGCCACCAGUUGACCCACACAGGGGCCCGUCCCUACCCCUGCCCCGACUGUGGGAAGCGUUUCACCCAGAGUUCCAACCUGCAGCAGCAUCGGCAGCUGCAUGACCGGUCGGCAGUUUUCCGGCCCGGCUUCCAAGCCCGGGCUGGCUUGGAAGUGUAGGGAAAGGGGCCCGCAGGGGGCGGGGCCGGGCGGGCGGCACCCCAACCUGCUGCACCGCCCACUCCUCCAGCCCCAGCCCCCCAGCAGACCAUCAUGUGCACAGAACUGGGUGAGACCAUAGCCAUCAUCGAGACUUCCCAGCCCCUUGCCCUAGUGGACACAUUGCAGCUGUGCCAGGUGGCACUGGGGGCUGGGGGGCUGCACCUGGGAGGCACAGGUGGGACCGGGGGGCUGCUGCACCUGGACACUGCUUUUGUGUGACAGGUGGAGACGGGGUUGGGGCUGGGUUCUUAAUAAAUGAAUUUGCAUUGAUGUCACGAUGCUAAUGAAAUAGAAAUCUGCCUUCUCCAGAUGCUCAUAAAGAAGGAGACAAGAUUCCAAUCUCCUUUUAUAGGUUAGGAAAUUAAGGCCCCACCCCCCAGAACCCAAUGACUUGUGGGAGCCAAACUGAGUCUUGUCUGCCUCAGGUCUCCAGCUUCUGGGGGACCGAGGCUGCUCCAGUCACAGCUUGUUUCCCCAAUUAAGUGGGGACAAAUGUGCUGGGAGACGAGAUGGGUGUCCUUCAGUCACCAAGAGGUGGUCACUAGUGGUCCUCUGAGAUCUGGUUUCCAAGGUCCUUCCCUGGGCACAGAAGCCAAGUGAAUUAGGAUAGCAAAAAGGAUCCACUGGGACCCCCAGACAAUCUCGGCGCUAGCUCACCUAGUCCAACAAGUUUCUAAGUAGCCAUUUAAUGGGGUCAACCAACACCACUUCCUGGCCCUACCACCCAGGGCAGCCCAUUCCCUGCCAUCCCUUUACCCUUUCCCAGGUCACUGGAUGUUGUUAUAUGGUUUCAAGUGCCCC